Messenger RNA from Pecten maximus, 806 nucleotides. RefSeq lists its product as uncharacterized. NCBI's taxonomy places the organism in Eukaryota, Metazoa, Mollusca, Bivalvia, Pectinida, Pectinidae. The transcript is spliced from 4 exons. The annotation marks the transcript as partial. The record is from RefSeq and is a predicted model, not a curated record.
UCCAGAGCUACAAAUUUUGACAAUGCCAUCAAAGUGUUUGUCGAGUACUUCAAGUCCUCAGAAAGACUGGUGUAUGUGGAUAUCCAUGAUAAGGAUUCUGAUGAUAUCCUAUCAAGCUUGUGUGAAUUCUUUGCAGGACAGAACUAUUCAGUGCUAGGAAAUUCCAAAACGCUCAUGCUCUUCAACUUAAGUGAAAAUGACCUUGAUAUUCAAGCAGUGCUGAUGGGUGUGUCGAUAGGAGUCCAGACCGUCAAUAUGGAUGAGUUCUGUACGACUAGCCAAAAGCCAGAAGAAGCAAUGACUGCUUUGGGCCAAAAAAUGGAAGUCAUCAACCAAGAUAAUCCAGGGUCUACGGCUUUUAUUAUCAAUGCUUCUGGAAGUCCAAUAACAAAAACCUGUCUCAAUACAGAAGCAGGAAAGGCGGUGAUGUUUCAGGACAGUGAAGACGCGGACGUGACCUGCUUCCUACCAGUCUGUAUAUCCAAGAACAAGGCUCCAGUGAAGGUUCAGGCUGUAGUUUUCAACACUCAUGUGCUGCUGUUCUCCAAAGAUGUACCGAUUAAACUCUGUCGCUGGGUCGCAGCACAGCUGAAGAACAAUAAGAAAUGAACAUCAAAACCCUACCAAAAUUUAAUAUUUUAUGAGAGUUUAAUUUUUAUACAUUGUCAAAGAAAUACAGGUGCUAGCUUGAAAAGAUCAGAUGUGUUGUUUGCCAAAAUAAUCUGAGAAUUUUAAGAAUUUUCAUUAUUUUUAUGGAAGUAAUAGAUUUAAAAAAUGCUCAUACAAAUAAAUACCAUUAAGAUUUA